UUCAAAGACUGGGGUUCGUCAUUUGUAUUGUGGCAUGAGGGUGUAAAAAAUAGAACCCGAACUAGUGAAUGCGGUAUUUUUUCUUUAGCGGUUGCUUCAGACUCGAAGACUGGAUUUCGUUAUUUGUAUUAUGGUGCAAAUCUUACGCACAGACGACAGCACCUUCUUGAAGUUCCAUCGAUCGUACCGUCCGCUAUGAAAAAACAUAUCAUACCUUGAUGACAAAGUCUUCAUUUGCUCGCAAGCUUUGACUACCCGAGAGAAUCGAACUAAAAUCACAGCAUGUCCGAUGCAAGAAAGUCUCCCGCAACAGAAAGAAACAAAGAUGUCGAAGCGUCUGGGAGCCUCUUAGYCAUAGAAGAACCUUUMACUAACAAACAACACAWUGCUGCUUCCAAUCAUUCUACCUCGAUUCCAGAUGCCGUUGCGGUUGGAAACAAACUCGGCUCAWCCCCUCCCGAGUCUAGAUCAUCGUCGUCAGYCCCCGAAGCACUUGUUACCUUGUCAUCCAACAGCAAUGUGCUACGAGUCGAAAGCGAGCCCGUCGCAGUGGCCAYGGCUGUAAAGUAUGGGGACAAUUCCAUGUCUAGUGAUGACAACGAGAGGAAGUACAAGUAUAAUGUUAAAGCUYUCACUUGCAUUUUGGUGGUGAUUAUGGUURCCAUUGCCAUUUUUCUCGUCGUAUUCUUUACCUUCGAGAAGAAGCAGACGAAAGACUCUCUCACUGGAGACUCCGAGAACAUCACCACUACUUCAGAGGAAAAUAACCUAAGCGCCUUCGAGUAUUCGGAACGCCGCUCAUCRCUUAUUGAUAUUCUUGAACCCAUUGUUUCUGAUCCACAAGUAUUUGACCCGGAGAGUUCCCAGGCCUCUCCUGAUCGAAUUGACGCUCUCCAAUGGCUUGUUACAACGAACCUGGCCCGCCUCUCUAUCCCGGUUCUCGAACAGCGUACCAGCAACACCAAURGCGACCUGAGUUUGGAAGACUUUCCAGAAAAAACGACUGAARCUGCGGUAAAAAAGCUCCGCCAGCAUUUUGUCUUAGCUCUCUUCUUCUUCGCUACAAAUGGAUCAAACUGGGAAAAUCAGUACUUGUUCCUAUCGGACAUCGAUGCAUGCUUUUGGAACACAUUUCGUUCCACUGCAACAGAARWGAAMKACUUUUUCAUCCCUGAUGGGAUCGAUGCUAGAGGGRUAAUUUGCGAUACGGAGGGGCGGGUCUCUCGCAUCACAAUGUGUAAGUAGGUUUGCUUYGCGGGCCRRUUCAAUGUGUUCGURUUGCAUAUUUUGUCAGCAAAUUUCUACWUAUCUCAACUUAUUGCCUUACAAAUCCUUUACAUAUAAUAACGUGACCAUCUGCAUUCUGAAUUUACGUUGGUGAUAUUGCACACAAACAUAUUGUUAUUGGCUAUGAAAUUAUACAUUCAGAUUGGAACAAUUUGUCAGGAACGUUGCCCUCUGAGUUAUCGUACUUUAAAGAGUCGCUUGUGGAGCUGAACAUAGGAGGUGGUUCAAUUAGUGGUAGCUUUCCACUCUUUUUCGACGAUUUUGAAAAGCUGGACGCUGUGAACCUCAACGAUCAUUGUCUAACUGGAACCGUUUCAGAAGCGUUGUCACGUAUUCCAACUCUCUCUAUUCUUAGCAUAUAUGGUAACAUUGGACUAAAAGGAUCGUUCAAUGGUUUUUGCAACGGCACGAGCUAUAAGGAUGAAAGGAUUGCUUUUCUUGCCGCAGAUUAUUGCGGAAAAUUCAGCGGGUUGAAUAGUUCCGGUGUCGAAUGCGAUUGUUGUAUGUGCUGCGAUCCCAACAACUUUGAGUGCUUUCACCCGGGAUGGGGCACUUCGUCACCAAUCUAUGGUCAGGUGGGAAACUACACGUACAUUAAAACUUUUGAAAAGAAUUGCUUGACUUCUGAUCAAAAAGAAUGGAUAGAUGAAGAAUGUCCGUGCUUCACUAAUACCAUGUUGGAUGGUUACGAAGAUUUCGAAUGCUUGAAUUGCACAGCAGACGGUGCCAGAAAAAGUCACCCGCCAUUUUAAAAUAAAUGCCCAUGUGUAUUGCAUUGAUUGCAUUACUUAUUACGGCACCGCAUAUAACAUAUCUGGAGGGGGACCUCUCCGUAUUGAGAAGAAGCACAUGAUUUAUGCUUGCGUAAUUUCAGGUGCGAAAACAAGUCGCAGAAAGACUACGAAGUAGUAAAUAAGUUAAAAUUAAUUAAAUUAAGUGUU
Messenger RNA from Pseudo-nitzschia multistriata, 2228 nucleotides. NCBI's taxonomy places the organism in Eukaryota, Bacillariophyta, Bacillariophyceae, Bacillariales, Bacillariaceae. The record is from the annotation of a GenBank genome assembly.